Messenger RNA from Cuscuta epithymum, 375 nucleotides. Lineage: Eukaryota; Viridiplantae; Streptophyta; Magnoliopsida; Solanales; Convolvulaceae. The record is from the annotation of a GenBank genome assembly.
GCCAUUUCGUUUCUUACCGCUUGUUCAAGUCUAUUAUUUUUUAUGUAGCGAAAUGGCCGAGUCCAUCUUUUAUAAUCAAAAAGAAGAGCCACAAUAUGUUCUUUAUUUUCAUAUUUUUCAAGGAUUUCCAAUUCAGAAUCAGAUCCUUCCAAGUCCGGUUCGUUUACUUUCAAGUCCAAUUCUUUUUCCAAAAUACCCUUUUCUUCGGAAAAAAGGGAAGGAUCUUCUUCAGUGGAUUUCUUUUUUUUUUUCUACGUCUUUUUCUUCCUCCUUUUGCAACCUUUCCUUUUCCCUUUGUUCUAUUUUUGAGACCUCACUAAAUUUCUGAGUAGGAAUAGGUAAGGGUGUUCUGCCUAAAGACUGAAUACUUAGAAU